AUGGCGAAAGCUUCAGAGAAACUUAAAUCUUUUUACAAAGACUUUCUUGACCGAGGACUUGUUUAUGAACACAGAGGCGAGCUUCAUUUAACCACAGAUACAUCAGCUGAGGCCCUCGAUGAAUUCUCUGCCUUCAACCCCGCAGAAAACACCGUCAUUGUCGUCGGUUUCCCAAAAUGCGGAAAUCAUCUAAUGCUCUCCAUGGUCGACCAGCUGGGAAUUCCAAGAUGCGAGGCCUUGAUUGAGAAUAAUCGAGAUAAGUUGACUUCCAAGCCGCUUGAUUUCAAUUCGAAAAAGGAGUUUGAUCUCAUGGAAAAAAUCAUCAAGGAGCACAAGGGGCUCGUUCAGACUCCUCAUUGCCAUGCUUCUGUCGAGAUCUUUCCGAAGAAUUUCAAAGGAAAAAUCGUUUAUAUUACAAGAGAUACAGAAGCCGUAGCAGUCUCGGCCUUUCACUUCUUCAACAAGCUCCCAUGGCUGAACGAAUACAUGGCUUCUUAUGGACUAAAAGAUGACAUCAACGUUUUUGCGCGACAUGUUUUCAAUGGCGAAAUGCUCUACGGAAAUCACCAAGAAUACGAUCAAGAAUGGAAGGAUUUCUUCGCUGCAAACCCGCAUAUUCAAGUCGAAUGGUUCAAAUUCGAAGAUGUUAUUUCAAAUAAAGCAGAAAACAUCAAACGACUGGCGAAAUUUCUCAAUGUGGAGAAUCCUGACAUUGAAAAGAUCAUCGAAAAUACAACAGUAAAGAAAACGCUUGAAAAUCGAAAGAAAGCGUAUAGAGCAGCUGGUGAGCUAAAAUUAAAACAAGAUGGAUCGCCGGAGUCUUUCGACGCUUUUUCUGCCUUCAAUCCAGGCGAAAACGCAGUCACUGUCCUUGGCUUCCCAAAAUCUGGCAAUCAUAUGAUGUUGUCAAUUUUGGAUCAGCUUGGAGUUCCUCGAUGCGAGGCCCUGGUCGACGAUGAAAACAAAGACGAGUUAUUGAUGAACCUUUUCAAGCCUUUGGAUUUCAACACGAAAAAGGAGUACGAUCUGAUCGAGAAAAUUAUUCACGAGCACAAAGGACCUGUUGUUACUAAUCAUUGCCACGCUUCUGUUGAGUUCUUUCCGAAAAACUACAAAGGAAAGAUCAUUUUCAUCAACAGAGACAUAGAAGCAGUAGCAGUAUCAUUAUUUCACUUUAUCAACGAGCUUCCGGGAAGGGCCUGGCUCAAGGAGUACAUGAGUCUUUACGGGAAGGAUGAUAUAAACGAAUUCGCUCGACAUCUUUUCAAUGGUGAAAUGCUCUACGGAGAUCCCCGAAUAUACAAUCAAGAAUGGAAGGAUCACUUUUCUGCCAACCCGAAUAUUGAAGUCGAAUGCUUCAAAUACGAAGAUGUGAUUUCCAACAAGGCUGAAGCAGUAGGCCGACUUGCUAACUUCCUCAACAUCGAAGAUCCAGAUAUAGAAAAGAUCAUUCAAAAUACAUCUGUGGAGAGCAGCUCACUAAAUCGGGCGAAAGUUUUUGAGGCCGCAGGAAAACCAUUCCACGAAGCUCUUUGCUACAGAGAAGGAAAAAAGGAAACCUGGAAGGAUGUCCUUACUGCUGAAACACUUGCUUACUUGAAUAAAUGA
Messenger RNA from Oikopleura dioica, 1608 nucleotides. Lineage: Eukaryota; Metazoa; Chordata; Appendicularia; Copelata; Oikopleuridae. The record is from the annotation of a GenBank genome assembly.